ACUUUGUGGAUGUUCGUUCUUGUUGAAAAGAUAUUAUUUAUAAUUAAUUAAAUAAAUAAUAAAAAAUCUUUAUAAUUUAAAAAGUAAAUUCAAAUAUAAAAAACUACACAAGUUAUAUUAAAUCUAUAUAAAAAGAAAAUCUGUGUCUAUUGUUGACAAAAAUUGCAAAUUUGAGCAAAAAAGUUUAGAACGAAAAAAAAACUAAAUAAAGUGCAACGACCUUGAAAUCAGCGGCUUUGAUUUUCUUUUAGAUUUGGCUAAAAACGACACAAAAAAGUUACUAAAAUUGUGGUUAUCCAAAAAGUGCAACAGGACUACAAGUUUUCAUUAGAAGAAAACUUUAACAAAAAUAGAAAAGAUAUCUAUUAUCUUGUAAAUUUAUUUGCUCAAUUACCACAAACUGCGAAAAGUACUAGCGUGUUUUUUUGUGUUAAUUAUUGUGUUUUUUUCUUACUAAAAAAAGUGUUCAUUCACGCUGUGAAUUUCUUUCCACUUUGCCUUUUUAUCUUGCCUAAUAUUUUGUGUAAUUAAUAUUUUUAUUAUUGUUGUUUACUUAACAUUUAUAUAUUGACAAAUACAAAUCCUUUAAUACCACGUUUUUAAUUAGCAAAAACGUCCGCCUAAAAAGUAAAUAAUAUAAAGAAAAUAAACAUUUGUUAUAAUAUUUAAUUUAAUUAACAAAUUCAACAAACCAACAGCAGCCCUAAAACUACAACAAUAAAAAUUAAAAUAAAAAAAAAACAACAAAACAUACGUUUGUUACAAACAUAAGACGCAGUGCCACCAUUAUUUACAUACGUUAAGGGAUUUCCAAACAACAACAACACAAUGUCACAAGGAGCAACAAUUGAUCAAGCCGGUGGAGAUCACCAUGUCCACUUUGAUGUCGCCACCUUAAAAGAUGACUUCGAAUCGGACAGUUGUGUAACGUAUCAACGUUCGGGCGAUACCAUAGUCAUUAGUCUGGGUUUUCUACAAGUCAAUCACAGAUAUAUGAUUGAUCUUAAACUGCCUAGCAAUUUAUUCAGUGAUCUAGGCAGUAGCCUAAAUCAAUUUCAACCUGAUGUUUCAACAGUUCCUAAUCUACAUUGUCGCAUUACCGAAUUCUCUGGUGUGAAACAUGAUGAACAUGAUUUCUACGAAAUGAAAAUAGAAUUUUUCGCCUACAAAGAGAAACUUUUGCGUGAAACAUUGCAUAUUGUUAAUUCGAAUAAUGAUAAGGAAGUGCUGAAAUUGCUAAUUGCUGCUCGAGUAUUGGGUAAGGGUAAAGGUACACCGAUGCUGCGUAAUGGUAUACAUUGUAUAGGUAUGGAAAAGGAUGAUGAUGAAUCAGAGGCUUCAGAUUUUCCCGGUUUUGGCAAGGAUACAUAAAUUGAGUUGAGUUUUGGGCGAAAGCGGGGAAGAGCUCACGACUUUAUUUAGUGAAAUAAAGCAAUUAAUUUUUAAUUGUUAAAUAUAAAAAGAAAAAUUUAAAA
Messenger RNA from Lucilia cuprina (Australian sheep blowfly), 1475 nucleotides. RefSeq names its product UPF0687 protein C20orf27 homolog. The transcript has 2 exons. Bases 829 to 1371 code for a protein of 180 amino acids. NCBI's taxonomy places the organism in Eukaryota, Metazoa, Arthropoda, Insecta, Diptera, Calliphoridae. The record is from RefSeq and is a predicted model, not a curated record.